Penaeus indicus is the source of this 1708-nucleotide messenger RNA. Its product is annotated as glycoprotein-N-acetylgalactosamine 3-beta-galactosyltransferase 1-like. The record is from RefSeq and is a predicted model, not a curated record. The coding region runs from base 20 to 1126 and encodes 368 amino acids. The transcript is spliced from 6 exons. Gene Ontology annotation, cellular component: membrane. Gene Ontology annotation, molecular function: N-acetylgalactosaminide beta-1,3-galactosyltransferase activity. NCBI's taxonomy places the organism in Eukaryota, Metazoa, Arthropoda, Malacostraca, Decapoda, Penaeidae.
CUUCGCGCGAUGCCCUGGGAUGGAAGGUGACGACGGCCUGCGGAUGCGCGCCCUAACGACGCUCCCGUGGGGGAUCCGUCGACGGCAUCGGCAUCGGCUGGCGGCGGCGCUGGUGCUCUGCGUCGUCGUCCUCUGUGUGUCGCACCGGCUGCUGGUGCUCGCCCUCGAAUACCGGGAAUACAUCUACGCCCUGCUGCCUGAACCGCCGCUCCCAGUGCAGCGAAGGGAGGCGCACGUGACAAACAGCCACAGACAGCCUUCAGACAGACAGCCAAGGAUCCUGUGCUUGAUCGUGACGUCACCCAAGUACCACGGCACGCGAUCGAGUCACGUGGCGGCCACCUGGGCACGGCACUGCACGCGGGCGGUGUUCCUGAGCACAGCCGGGGACUCGCGCCUCCCCGACGUCUUCAUCACGCCCGGCGCCGCCUCCUACCAAGAGCUGUGGGGCAAGGUCACGCAAGGGUUCGAGUGGGCCUACGGGAGCCGCGACGACUUCGACUGGGUGGUGAAGGCAGACGACGACACUUUCUUGGUCGUGGAGAACCUGCAGGCAGCUCUUCUCCGCCUCGACCCCGACCGGGAGCUGGCCACGGGCGUCCAGCUGAGGACCUGGGACACCGGCUCGGCGUACUUCAACGGCGGCGCUGGCUACGUGCUGAGCCGGGGCGCCGUGAGGAGGCUGGUGGAGGACGGCCUGCGGGGUCGGCGCUGCGAGGAGAAUCUCAGCCUCGGUGCCAAUGAGGAUGUCAACAUGGCACUGUGCCUCGCUCAUUUGGGUGUCGUAUUCCUGGACUCACGUGACUCCCUCGGGCGACAGCGGUUCCACAUGUAUCCUCCGCACGAGCUCAUAGAUCCACGCCAAGCCAACAGCAUAACGCACCUGUGGCUGAAGACGCAGUCGGUCUUCCCUUACAAGUUUGGUUACGCAGAACUCAGUGACGAAGCGAUCAGUUUCCACUACGUUGACGCGCGCUCCAUGUAUCUUCUCUACUACCUUGUCUACGUCGUUAACCCAAACAACCAAGUCACUCCCAUCAACCAGAUCGACCGAGAAAGUCAGGUCAAAGGGAACAAACAGGUUAAGGACAACAAGCGGGUAAACUUAUCCACGAGUGACAAGUGAAGUGAAGGAAUAGGAAAAAGGGAGAAGAAAGAAAAAGGCUGAACUGUGAAUGUGCUGGUAUGGCUUCAUUUCUUUCAGUGAAUGUGCUGAGCAAAGUCACAUACUAAGAGAAAGAAAGAACUACUGUGAAAUAUGAUUAUCUUUGAAAACACGUUUUAUGAAAAUAUUUUAACAUUCAAAUGAGAAUACAAAUUUAAGUAUAGGAGUGAUAUUAAAAGUGAAUAUACGAAAAAAAACAGAAAUGUUAUGCUACUUUCCUCUUAUACUGACACGAAUGGCGAACCAGCGAACAAGGAAGAGAGUGAGAGAGAGAGAGAGAGAGAGAGAGAGAGAGAGAGAGAGAGAGAGAGAGAGAGAGAGAGAGAGAGAGAGAGAGAAGGGAAAAUGGGAGAAUGUAAGAAAAUGUGAAUGUCUGAGUGAGUGUGUGUGAUAAACAAACAUAUAGCUAGCUAACUACAUAUGUAUAUAGAUAUAUAUGUGCGUGUGCGUGUGUAUGUAGCUAGCUAUAUAUGUGCGUGUGCGUGUGUAUGUAGCUAGCUAUGUGUGUGUGUGUGUGUGUGUGUGUGUGUGUGUGUGUGUGUG